Messenger RNA from Gamsiella multidivaricata, 721 nucleotides. Its product is annotated as enhancer of rudimentary. The coding region runs from base 177 to 479 and encodes 100 amino acids. Lineage: Eukaryota; Fungi; Mortierellomycota; Mortierellomycetes; Mortierellales; Mortierellaceae. The record is from RefSeq and is a predicted model, not a curated record. The transcript is spliced from 5 exons.
GGCAGAGAGUGGGUCUCUCAGCUGAUCAGGAAGAAUGUGUGCGCAACAAAAUUGAUGCAAGCUUUUCAAACCUUCAUCACCACCUUGCCCGAUUGCUCUACCCGUUUUCACCAGCAGGACAACAAUACGCGGACACACGGACAACCAAACACACACAGAAGAUUAACGUAAUCCUGAUGAGCCAUACAAUCCUUCUCAUUCAAAAGACGCAAGCCGCGUCCAGCAAAACAUAUAUCGAAUGCGACUCUGUUGCCAAAGCUAUGGACGAGAUCAUCGCGAUGUAUGAGGAUCAUUUGAAGAAAAAGUUUCCUCACAAGGAGAGAAUCGAGUUUGAUGUCAAUGAAGUCCUGGAGAUGGUCUUCAACCUCCCGGAUUGUGCUGCCUUAGUUUUGGAUCAUAAGACAUCUUCCUAUAUCCCACACGACAAGUCCUGGAUUCAGAAACAGGUUGUUGUCAGAGCACAGUCAAGGGCGCGGUAGAAUGUGUUUGCAUGGCGUAGCAUGGACUACUACCCUCUCGGAAACGAAUUGUCAUUUGGACAAUACCACCAAUGGCGAAACGAUGCAAGUCUCUUCCCAGAUACCUUUGCACAGCUACUACUACCAUCUGUAGGCCAUCAAUGAAAAAUAGAGCGAGCGGGGCUGCAUUAAAUAACCACACAAUAACGAAUAAUAAUAAAAUCGAGGACCAAGUGUGUCUUGCUUACCGCUUGUAUGCGACC